UAGAGGUAUUAUUUGCACAUAGUUGCACAAGCACAUUGUUUUUUACAACAUCAUACAUAGGAGAAGGAACCAGUUGAGACCACCGUGCCCUAACAAGACGAGUCUACGUUUGUGCCGUCCACGCUGCACUUGUAGUCAGUGAACAUCAAGGGGAAGAUGUUGAGUCUCUCAGCAGCGCCGUCCAAAUGGCGAAGACUAGUGCGGGACUUAGACCAGGGGAUGGAGAGUACCUGGCUUCUACAUGCCCUGCAACAGUACCUCGUCGAACAUGGUCCCGGCAUUCUCUACCACGCAGAAGAGCAUAUGGACCGCAACUUGGCGCACUUAGCUGCAAAAGCCGGAGACCGAUGCUUGGACCUUUUCAAGUUUCUCCUCGACCACGCGCCACGCAUGUGCUUCAAGAGUCGGGAUAAGUACGGCCAAACGCCUCUUAUGUUCGCUCUGGAGAGCGGAGGACUUCGUAUCGCGUGCCUGCUGCUUCAGCGGCAAGCUGAGAUCAAUGGCGGAUGGUUGAACGAGUCCCUGGUGCUACAGAAGCAAACGCAGGACAUCGAAUACGACUUCUUUGCAUUUCCGAUGAUGUACGCAGAGGCGCCAGGUGGCUUUCGCUAUGACUUUCAGACACCAGUCCUCGAGGUCAGGGCAGAAGAAAUGCAAAAUGCUGGUGUGCGUGCUGUGGAUGCGGCAGAAGCAGUCGCAGCGGGAUUCGCCUCGCCCCGAUACGCCGCAACCAUUGCGAAAGUCAAAGAAGAGGAGAUGGAGAGGCAGAAACAAAGAGUAUUUUUUCAAGAACAUCGUCUUCUUAGUCUUUCACAAGGAUGAAUGCGCUUUGAUUUUUCACUAGAUUGAUGAUGCGUCGCCAAACAAGAAUUUGUUCGUAUCAGAAGAUCAAAGUUCGUCUCCUCGAUGAGGAUGGUGACAUCAAAUGCAAGGAGAGAAAUAUGUCCACGUGGUCCACUUGUGAUUAUCUCGUCAAUGUUUUCUAGCGGUGCUAGUGUCCUCAAAAGCCAACACUUCAACACGUCCUUCAAUUUCUUCAGCUCGCAUUGAAGAUAGCAGGCGAGUCGGAUUGGAAGAAUGGUGUGGACGAGCGACCACCGGAGCCGCCACCGCCGCGCAUGUACAAGCCCAUAGAGGACAAUCCUGAUCUGCAGAUUUACACACCCAACCCGAGGCCGCUGACUCCCGCGGGUAGGCCGCGGCCAGAACUCGCGAAGCGCGUGAAGAAUUUGCAUUUGGCGUGGGAACCCCAGAACAUCGUCGACACGACGAGGGUUUCGGUUACCACGACGACGCCGCGCGGUCGCGUUGUGACGAGAAACGACCCUUUUUACUGGAAUGCGACGUUGAAAUUGGGGAUGUUCGCAGACGAAAGCGAAGUCUUCAAAGAUUUCUCGCAGGUGGUGGUGGAAGAAGCAGUCGUGCGAGUUAAAAAACCGAAGAAAAAGAAGAAAAAGCGGCCAAACCAGUGGAGCAUGGGAAGCAUGGGAGAAUUCGCGGGCAAGAAUGUGAAGCCAGUAGGCAUGCCAGAUUCGGAGCGAGCUCGAAGUUUUGCGGCGAAUCGACGUGGGGCGAGCAUUGGGGCCUCCAGUGGUGGGAGUGGUAGUCGAAGUCCAUCGCCUCCUGGAGGCGGCCCGCCACCGAUGAUGGGAGGAGGCUCCAGUGGAGUGCUAGCGAAAGCAGGCGUUAAGGCCAAGAAGAACGAGUUGUUCGUGCUCUUUGUUCUACUCUUGUCAAUAAAGUAAAAGUGGAACUGCAACUAGCUCUCUUUCUUCAUGUCGAGCUCGAGGUCGAAGUCGAUCCUUCUCCUCCUCGUGCUUGUUGUAGCCUCUCCAUUAAAUAUAAGAUACAAGGCUUGUGAUGUGCUGGAUCAUUACUGAUAGAUAUGCUUUUUAGCACUACUAGGUCUAAAUAGAGAAGUGGCGGCUUAUCGGUAAGUGGGGAGCAGUCGACGUCUCCGCGGCAAGGCAGUAAGAACAAUAGCAGCACUUCGACGAGUGGCAAGAAUACGAAUUCUACGUCAUCCUCGUUCAACGCGGCAGUGAAAUUACCUGGGCUAAUCGAUCCGCCGAUAACGCAAGACGUCGACGAACAGGGACGCGACGCGAUCUGGUACGCAGUGAAGAAUAAAAGAUACCGCGUUACCAAGUUCUUGAUGAAGGAACCCCGUGUCACCAGCAAUAUGGAGCUUUUUCGCCUAGCCUGCAAAAUCGGUUGUCGCAUUGGUACGCGGUUGCUAAUUGACGCUAUAGAGCGGCAGAACAACAGCCAACAGGCGAUGAAGUUGACGGCUUCUCCUGGACGUAGUGGAGGAGCCCCUGCUGCAAUUCUUGGCCCGCAAGACCAGACACAAGCAGGCGAAUUGUCCACUUCUCAGUCUUCGAUGUCUCAGCAUUAAGAAGAGCUUCUCAAGUUUUUCCUCCCUCACAUAUUGAUAGAUUAUACGUCCAAGUGGUGCAGUAGAUGGUGCCCCUGUUGCUAUAAUAUCAACUUUAGACUUGAUCUUGAACAACUACGACUCGAUAUUGAUAAUUUCAAGGGGAACAACAACCAACCCGUCGCGUCGUUGGCAUGAUUUUGAUCCCUGAGAACCAUGUCAUUGUUGAAUAUGAGUAGAUAGCGAGGAGACCCUUUUUCAUUUUCUUACCUUGCUCUAAUGUCAGCAGCAACUGAUCCCGAUUGAGUGUUUGCACGACUGCGCGAAGUCUCAGGACGUGAAGGCGUGCAAGCUUCUUCUAGAUCGCAAGUGCUUCGUUGACAGUAGGUACGGAACUCUCAACGACACGCCGCUGAUGGUUGCGUGUCGGCGUAGUGACAAGCGCAUGGUUGAGCUGCUGUUGCAGUACGGCGCGGACGUGACCCUGAAGAAUAAUCUGAACUGCAGCGUCGACAAGAUCGCUUUUGAGCAGUUUGCAGAGGCAAAUCGCUUCGAAAACCGUCUCACGAAUAACGAGCAACUUCUAGUGACGUGCAAAGAGAUUUGCAUUGCGAUCCGCAAGCGAGCAGCGGAACUGGAAGGCAAAAUCUACAUCAUUGUAGACGACCGGAGUCUGGACUACAUGGGGGGCAAUGAAAAAAGACUCAAGGCAGCAGAUCACAACCUGCCGCAGGAUAUCGCAUCUAUUAUGCCCCCGCUCUCAUUCCAAAUUGCAUUCUCCAUUAGUACCAUUACCAUCUCGUACUUCUUCUUGUUGGUUUGUAUUUUCUUCUUUAAGACGGAUUCAUCAAGAAGUUAGUACCUGAUGUGCGAGAAUGCAGCAAGUAGAGAAGUCAGUCGUGUACUGAAUAUCCUCUAAUUCUGGCCGCAAGAACAGUCGGUCGCCAUCGCCAGUUACAAUUAAGAAAAAAUGAUGGAUCUCAUAGACUUCUCAGUGGAGUUAGAGAAAGAGUUGUCAGACCGUCAGACCUGCUCAUGUUGAUAAAAACUAUUGCAACUUACCACGAAUAACAAAAAAUGAAAACGUCAAGUAUUUAAAUGUAGAAAAACUCGUAAAACGAGUGCAUUCAUUCUCUCAACUACCGCUACUUGCUUACUCGAAGAACAAUACUAAAGUUCUAACAUGCAUAUCGCGAAAGGGGGUACGGGAAUACCUGGAUCACCGAGUCAGCAUUCAGCAACAGCAUACGAGCUUGCGAGUCAGCCAGAUUCAGAAUCAACAUACACAGCCAUGGUCGGUUCCGGGAAGAAGAAGAGUAAGAAUAAAAACAAGUAAAAUCGUCCACGUCGUGGCUGGUUAUUUAUUUAUUUUGGUCGUGGUUAGUUCUGGUCCUCGUUUUAUUUUGUUGAAUUUACUUGUCACCUAUUUCACGCUGUGCAUUCGCAUACCAUAUCUUCUAUCACUCUCUUCACUCGCAUCAUCUAACUCGAUUGGGGGGAAGGGUUACUUUCCUUUUUCUUUGUUCAUUGCUCAUAAUACAAUUUGGCAUUGGCUGUCUACCUAACCUAACCAAUUGCAUUUCGUGAAUCGUGAAUCGUCGGCGUCAAAGAAGCAGUGCUCAACACCGGGCGUGGACACAUCAUGUCAUGAGGCGCAUACUGCAGCUGCACCAUAUAACAAAUGAAUCAUGCCCGCUUAUUGUGUGCAAGAAGAGCAACCGGAUCACGAUUCAUAAAAAUACAAGUCAGCCAUACCGACUUUCUCAUUUUUCGUGAAGUGCCACUUGUACCAUCAAGAUUCA
Molecule: messenger RNA, 4179 nt
Organism: Amoebophrya sp. A25
Lineage: Eukaryota; Dinophyceae; Syndiniales; Amoebophryaceae
Source: the annotation of a GenBank genome assembly